AUUCAUUUAAAACAUUGUUUUGUUUUCUUUUCCAACCAACAAUUUAUAAAACUUAAUAGAGGAUACUCUGAAGGAUUUGCUAAUUCAUUAAUAUCCACCCCUUGCCUUAGAAAAAGAAGGGGAAAAACCACGCACAAAGACGCGUGAAGACUAAAAAAAAAACAACCCCCCGGUACUGUAGACCAUAACAUGAAGACCAUAGACUUAACCAGAAGCCAUGAGGUGACUUCUGAAUCCUCGAUAAGGAUGGCCGAGAUCAGUAAGAUCAUCUACAAGGCCAAAAAGACCACGGUCUUGACUGGGGCCGGGAUCUCGUGCAAUGCCGGGAUUCCAGACUUUAGAUCUUCCGAUGGUCUCUACAACAUGGUCAAGGCCAAACACCCGAAACUGGUGGUAAGAGGCCAGGAUCUCUUUGACAUCUCACUCUUCCGUGACGAGACGUCACUCUCUGUGUUUUGUACGUUUAUGGAGGCACUUUACACGUCUACAUUGGCUGCCAAACCAACCGAAACUCAUAAAUUUAUUAAAACUUUAAAGGAGAAGAAAAAACUUUUAAGAUGUUAUACUCAAAAUAUUGAUGGGUUAGAAAAAAAUCUUAAUUUAAACAUUGGAUUAAGUGAAGAAUUACUUACUAAUGAAAUGAAUUCAUCUAAUUUUACCAGACUGUGGAAAGAUUUAGAUGUGGUACAAUUACAUGGAGAUCUUCAUAAGCUUUCUUGUACACAUUGUUUCACCAAUUAUAACUGGACAAGAGAAUAUCAAGUACAAUUAUCCGAUGGAACCAAUCCAGAAUGUUCCAAUUGUCAUGAAAAAUAUAUGGAAAGACUUUAUUCUGGUAAGAGAAUGACGGGGAAUAUUGGACUUUUAAGACCAUCUAUUGUAUUAUACGGUGAAAAUCAUCCUCAAGCGGAAUUUUUAGCUCGUGGACUUAGUACUGAUCUUAGAUCAAGACCUGAUUUACUUAUUAUCAUGGGUACUUCCUUGAAAGUGGAUGGAGUUAAGAAACUUGUAAGGUCACUUGCAUCAUCCAUUCAUGAUAAAGGCGGGAAAAUUGUGUUUGUCAACAAGACUCCAGUCAGUACAUCAUGGUCAGGUAUCAUUGAUUAUCAAGUUCUUGGAGAUUGUGACGAAUUUGUUCGUGCUGUGAAACGAGAAAUCCCUGAUUUAUUCUUAACUCAAGAACAAUUGGAUUCCAAAAAAUUGAAAUAUAAAUCAAGUCCAAUCAAAUCUAUGGGUGGUAAUGCAUUGACAACUCCUCCAUGUACCCCUACGAAAUUGAAACGAGAAGUAUCAGAGGCUCUUUUCAAAUUGAAAACUGAGCCUGGCAUGGAAAGUGCUAGAAAGAGACUUAAUUUGUCUAUACCGACCCCUGAACUUACGCCAGCCUCGAGUUUUGAUGAGAAACAUACUAAUGGAUUAAGAAUGAGAACAGAUUCAGAAUUAAAUCAAAUCAAAUUGGAGAAGGAAGUAAACACUCCAGUGAAAAGAGAGCACAAUGAAGAUAAAGAAAUUAUAAGGAGAGGUGCUUCUAAAAGAGUCAAAAUAUAG
Messenger RNA from [Candida] anglica, 1548 nucleotides. NCBI's taxonomy places the organism in Eukaryota, Fungi, Ascomycota, Pichiomycetes, Serinales, Debaryomycetaceae. The record is from the annotation of a GenBank genome assembly.